CGGCCGUAACGUAGAGAGAAAGUCAGUCCGACGUUGGCGCCGCAACAGACGUACGGUUAGGUAGAGAACGCGCCUCCCCCGUAAAAAGCCACCCUCCUCCUGCCCCCGAUUGCCUCACCCAUCGAGAAUCGGGGUACCACCCGCGAACGCUCUCUGUCGAUUAAUCGCGCGGUGGUAUAUAUGCACAAGAGAGGGGGGGCAAGAGGCAAAGAGGAAAAGUAAAGUAAGGCGCGGAUGUGACGCGCCGAACGCACGCGGAGGCAACAUCAUUGAGGAAUAUUUUUAAAGGAAGAAGAGGAAGAUUAUUCGCGCGACCCAGAUCCGUAUCCAGUGGGGGAUCGAGAUUGAUCCUCGGUGUUAGUCGAGGGUGUGGACCACGUAUAAUCGCGGGGUUACCAGUGACGAACGAGCGGGUCGCGCAAGAGAGGAUAAUUGCGGUGCCCGCAGUGCCUUUUUCCUUUCGUUCUCCGUUUUUUCGGCGCGGGCCACCGUCUCACCAUCUUUUCAGUCCCACCCCUACCGAUUGGCACGGUCAGUUCGACCCUCGUGGCCCCGCGUGGACGCUCCAAAGUGGCCGAGUGAUUCUUCGUCUCUGCCGUGGGUGUUUAUCCCUCGUCCCAUUCUCGCUGAGAGACCCCAGCCGCCAGCAUGCUUUCGUCCGCGAGGGCUUUCCCGCCGAUUCUCGCCGUGGCGCUCGUCGUCUGCAUCGGUGUCGCGCACGGUAUUAGAUGUUACAAAUGCGGACAGUACAACGAGGGAGUUGGCAGCAUUACACCGUGCAUUAAUUACACCUCACACAUGCUGAUGGAGUGCCCAUCCCCGGACCAAUGGUGCAUCAAAUACGUCAGCGAAGGAUCGAUCGUGCGGGACUGCGUGCCCCAGUGCGUCGAGAAAGAGGCCUGGAGCACGAGGACGUACUGUUGCCAGCAGGAUGGCUGCAAUUCCGGCCCGUCGUUGACAGCGUCGAGCAGCACGUAUUUCGUCCUAGCGAUCUCGCUGGCGGUCCUCGUGGUGUGCCGAAGCCUCCGUGGCUAAUAACGUGUCGUCCUGCAGGAGGAAGGACUCGCGCGCCGCGGGCGUCUCACACGGCAUCCUUCACAAAACUUGGAUCACAAAAAAAAACUUGCACGGGGAGGGAAGUGGGAAGGGAAACGUUGCACCUUGCAUCUCAGACGUCUGCGCCGAACGAUUGGGGCUGUCUAUCGCCGGCGGAUAUCACGGAGAGACGUCGAUAGUCGUCCUUUGGUCCUUCAAUCCUUCCGUCGGAAAGCCGAAUAAAAAGUUCACCGCUUUAUCAUUUAUAAUGGAACAUAUCCUCCUCCUCGCGACGAUUGACGCGCGCUUUCUGCUUUCUGAUAUCGGUUACUCCGAAAGCGUUUAAUCGAAAUAAAGUUGAAACUCGCGCGUAAUCAGCGAACGCUGCAAUGCAUAGUAUCCUUUAAAAAAAAAAAGUUUCUAACUUUAACCAGCUGCACAACAGUAAUCAUUCGCUGUGGAAAUUGACAUGAGCGUUAUUUGUUACUUCUGUUAACCGACGAUUUAUAUUUAGUAAAAAACGCUGAGGCAACGUUUCUUUAAAAAAGUUAUCUCAUAAGGUAUACAUCUAUUAUUCAUGUAAUACAAAUAAUCAUUCCUUGAGAUGCUCGUUAUACAUUUUUACGCUUUCGUUUUUCAAUUUUCCUUUCCUUGUCAUUCAAAAUUAUAAUAUCGAAAGGUAAAUCCAACGUGUCGAGGGUAUAAUUAUUUUGUUUUUAAAGAAUACAAUUUGUCGAGUAAAUCCUACGGACGGUUGUUUGGAAAAAUGUAAAAAAAUUUAGUAACGCACACAUAACGAAUGUUGUGUCACGAUUAUUCCCAAGCAUUUAUUCUCCGAUUAAAUGUCACGUCUAAGCGACUCGUACCGUUAGCCUGCCAUUUCGCGCGAACGGUGUCCACGUCGUACAAUCAACGGCCGACUCAAUUCAGCGAACGCUGAAUGCACUUGCUAAACUCGGACCGAGUUAAGUGACGCGGAGAAAUCGGCUCGUUAAAUCCGAUGCAUUAUCGCGCCAACUUCGCUCGCUCUAUUAAACUCACACGCUUCCGCAUACUUUUACGGAUCGACUGCCCUCGACACGGUAAAGUUCUCUCCGAUCGGAUUUGAUUGAAGGUUCGUCUGGUGAGUCUCGCUCCAAAUCUCUCACGGCAGGUGAGGCGACAUUUCGCACAAAAUCAAUCAUUAUCAAUCGACGAACUCGCGGUUAUUCGAAUUUCUUUAUUAUUCAGAUAGUCAACAAGAAAAGAAGACAAGAAUUUUUCCAAAAAAUAUUUCUGGUCCGAUGCCCGGAAGCUCCGGAAAUACGUACUCCGCACGCGAUUUCUCGGACAAUGAAAUAAUCGGCAUAGCAGUGAUAUUUAACACUCGGGCAACACGCGAUACGAGGACGACAAAGAGUCCGAAAAUAGUCGCCAUCACCAUCAUCAUCGUACCGCGCUUAUCCGCUUUCACGGUAGCUUUCGUGCGAGCCAACUUUGCAGACGUACUUCCCUCGGCGCGAUGCGUGAUCAGCUUUUUUUCCCGUUGCUUUACCAGACUGUAUUUUUUGUACAACUGAGCUAGUAGCUUUUCCGUAGCUACCACAUAUAUUAAUCGGUCUAUCAUCUAUAGAACUUUGCUUGGAAAAAACGAACUCUUAGACAAGAGAAUGAUGAUGUCACGUUGGAUUUAUCUUUAAGAGUCUUAUGAUUUUAAUUUAAAAAGUAUACCAAGAAAAAGGCAACAUUUUAAAAAUAUUUUCUUUGUGAAAAAAGUCUAUCCUCUGAUGAAAAAAAAUUCAAACAAAAGAAAGAGCAGAUACGACGCAUUCUAACAUCGUUCUCCGUAUCGUGAUUUUUUUUCUCCUCCGAACUCUCUCCGGUCAGCUCCCUGUCGUGGGACGGCACUCUGUCGACCUCCAACGGCGGAUUGAAUUUAUUCAAAAAGUUUCGGCGUCCCAUUUUUCGUCAGGCGUUUUAUCGACGCUUCUUCCGUCACAUCUUCCGUCCGUCCCGCCGUUGCGCCGGUCUCGUACAUGCGAAUUUAAUAACAUCAGGACGACCGACGGAUUGGCGGGCCGAAAAAACGACGGCCGAAGAGUGCAGGAGCCAAUAUAUCAAUAUUUCGUACGAACGUCGCGCGAUGUGUGUUCGAGUUUCAUGAAUAUUUCGGCGUGUCAUGCGCUUUUCAUUAUACCCGAACACUUUUCUAAGCCGCACCGCGCGAGAAUACUCCCCGUCUCGCAGUUGUUAUUAAUCCUUUAAAGCGUAACUCUGAGAUUCUACGUGAAAUAUACGUCGAUGAAAAUAUAGUCGAUUUAAAAAAUUUUUUGAAAAAUUUAACAUAUCUAAAACGCUUCCAAAUAGACAAAAAAUAAUUUUGUUAAAGAAAAGUAAUUCUAUUUAAAAAAAAAAAGAUUAAUUAUAUUUAUAUUGAAAUAUCUCUAAAAAACGAAGUUUUAUAACUUGCCUGAUUUAUAGUACAUUUAAAAAAAAAAAGCCUUGAAUAUUUAAAGAAUGAAGCUAAAAAUGGCGUAGCGAAAGGAGCCGGGGUACGCUUUAAUGAGUUAUUGAUGCCCAAACGUGUCAGAAUGCCAAUAUCGUUCGGGAACAUUGCUUUUUCGUGGGCAUCUUUUUAAAACAGUUAAACCCUCAUGAUCUUUUUUAACGCUGUGGCAGUGAUUAUCGAUUGUACUGCGAUCGUAUCAAUAUGAUGCCCCGUUUCUCUUAUUGUGAAGAAAAAUUCGAUACAACGAUAAAAAGAGUUUGACCUAUCGCGAUUUCGUUUUUUGCCCUUUAUUCCAGCAAAGCCGAUCAUCGUUUGAAUGAUGAACUUUAUUACAUCAGAAAGAGAGAGAGAGAGAGAGAGAGAGAGAGAGAGAGCACACGCAAUAAGAAAUUCAAGCUCGUCUGCAUCGUCUGUGCGAAGAGAGAGAGAGAGAGAGAGAGAGAGAGAGAGAGAGAGAGAGAGAGCGAGAGAGUUAUUUUGUCGUUUCAUGCACAUAAAAGAUAUUUCCGGAACGGAAGUUACAAGGAAGAGAGACUCUAGUCUCUCGGGACACAAAAAAUAAAUUAAUAGUACCGAUAAAUUAGAAAUUGGAUGUGUGUUGCCUACAGAGAAAACGCAUUAAGCUCUUUCAAUAAAACGAGCAUCUAUAUCAGAAGUUAAUUCCGUUUCCUUGUAUGUACAUUCUUGGACUGGUUUGUGAUAUUUCAAAAGAGUUAGAUGGUCCUUUUGCAUAUACCUAUAGCGGACAUCAAACGCAUCUUUCCACAAGAGCAGUUCACAAGUCAGUUUCGUCCAUUGUCCUUACGACCGGAUCGAUUACGGGGGAUCGUUGCAUACGCAAUUGAGAUAUCCCAAUCAAAGUUUCAAUCCGAUCGAGUCAAUUUACAACAAAGAGGACACAGUUAUGUCCUGACAUAUCCUGCUUCUUUGGGGACGACUUGAGACGGAUGUUUUUUAGCCGCUUAUAUCGAUUCGCGACGAAAGAGAGCACCGGCGGUUCGGCAGCUCGAGCGGAAAGGAAACGAGAUGUUCUCCGCGCGAAAAGAAUCGGUAUCGAUACAUUGGACCAUAAUCGUUGUCAACGACAUCGACGUUACUAAAGAUCGAGCACUUAAGGGAGCUGAUGCAGCAACGGAGCCAGCGACAGCGAAACAAAAAUGGUUGCUUCUGUCGCUCGGCAAGCACUUCCUAGCCGUAAGAUACACACAAAGAGAGAUUGAGAGAGAGAGAGAGAGAGAGAGAGAGAGAGAGAGAGAGAAAGAGAGAGCGAGAAAAGAAGGAAGAGGAUCGGACAAACGGAUAACGUGGAUAACCUACAUACAGAUAAUGUUUAAACAGAGGAACAGUGAGGAUAACAAUAAUGAUGUUAUUAUUACUACUAUUACUACUAUUAUUAUUACUACUAUUGCUACUAAUUACCAUUACUAUUAUGAACUACUGUGCAUCACACCGAGUAUAUAUAUAGUAGUUACGAUCGAUUAGGCGAAUGCGAGCAAGCGGAGUUGUCGAUUAUUAUGUAACCGCUUCAAGUAGCCUUAUAAAUUGUAAUUAAAGCGCGGAUAAUCUACAUCUAUCACCGGGUGGCGCGAAGGGACGCGGCAUUAUCCCAAUUUUCAUAUUGGCGGAAAUUCGUUAUUCAAUUAACAUUUAAUUAAUCCAAUGUCAGAGAAUCACACGCUUGUAACUUGCGACCGAGCAUUGAAUUCCCGUUUUUUCUCGAUUCGAACAUCCUUCCAUCGAAAUUAACGAUAUUCAAAAAACACGUCACUUACGAGGAUCGGUUCUUCCCGUUUCGAAAACGGAGAAGGAAAAAACCUCGUUCUGUUCCUCUUGUGCCACUCGGUACAUACGUCAACGUAAUGAAUCACGAGCAGGUAGGCAAGAAAC
This is a messenger RNA of Wasmannia auropunctata (little fire ant), 5410 nucleotides long. Its product is annotated as lymphocyte antigen 6D. NCBI's taxonomy places the organism in Eukaryota, Metazoa, Arthropoda, Insecta, Hymenoptera, Formicidae. The record is from RefSeq and is a predicted model, not a curated record. The coding region runs from base 649 to 1035 and encodes 128 amino acids. The transcript is spliced from 4 exons.